AUGAGUAUCCCAACUAGCUUCCAGGAACUGGGGGCUAACGUUACCGGGGGCGAGAUGAUGAAGAACCAAACUCCGAUCCAUUUCGUCGCACCUGGCGAUGAUAAUGCCAAUCAGCUCGCACCUGCAGCUGAUGAGGGAGAAGGGCGACUGCUGGUGGGGGACGCUGGGUACAGCAACACUUCUCGAUCACCGUUGGUGUCUCAGAGCAUUACCGAGCAUAAGAUACUGAUUUGGGGCUCCGAACGGGAAUGUGCUGAUCCGGAGCUCCGGGAGUUCGAGCUGAUGGAGUGCCAGGAGACACAACCCUUCCUGAGAGAAAUGGGCCCAGAACAGGGGGAGGAAGAGGAGGAGGAUGAUGAUGAUGAUGGAGGGAGUGUGAGAGAUGGAAAGGAUGAGGGUCCCAUGUCUAUAUCCUCCAGCUCAACUGCCAGCUCUGUGUCUGUCAGCAUGAGGAGAAACGACAAUGACAGCAACAAAGUAGAAAGUGGGAUGCAAAGGGGCAAAGAAAUGCAGAGAAGGAUCGGCUGUCACAGCUCUGAAGACCUGGACACAUGUACAGCAAGUCCAGGAGGAAGGAGUGACACCCGGUCAGGCAGAGGAAAGGACAGGGAGAGACCGAAGGGAGGUCUGAAGGAGUCAAAGUCUGAAACAAAUGUAUUUGUCUCCAGUCUGUCAGCCAUUUCCCUGAGUGGAAGCCUGGCCAGCGCUUUGGACAGUAGUGGAGAGGCCCAGACCCUCUUCUCUCCCCCCAGUCUCAAGACCACCACUUACCCAAACUCUAACACCACUACCUCAGCCCAGGCCAUGAGAAGGGCACCGCCCGUCAGCCAGAACACUGCACCUUUGCAUCCUCAGGAGCAUCAACACUUCUGCAACCAGGGUCAGAGACAGGAAGAUGGAGGCCAUCAUAGAAACGGGGUGUCCUCCUCCGAAGGUGGUCUGGGCCAAAGGAGAAAGGGGGGAUUUGAAGAGAGGGUACUGCCACCUCGACUGCAACAAUUAGUCAGACCCCUCUGCCAGACUGAGACAGGGAGAGGGAGGGGUUUAGAAGAGCCGGUGACCCAAGCUCAACAGAUGGAGACCGGACACCUACCCUCUGCCUCCUCCUCCCCCUCUCUGGAUCCUCAGAGUUUUGGGACUAACAGAAGGUAUACAAGAUCGUCCCUACGCGAGCCCUCCGACGUCUCCCACCUAUACAGCAUCUCUGGAGUCUCCCAGAUCAGACAGGUCAGCCUGGCAGCGCAGAAAGAAACUCGACCGCCAGAUAAGCAGCCAGCAGCUGCACAACGUAAUUCCAGCCCAUCCAGUCCUUCCGAUUUAGAGAGGAGACCCCAGAGCCAGGUCACGUACCGCAGGAACUGCUCCAGUCCCAACAGGACCGGGAUGGGGUCCAGGGCUUCUUCCCCUCCCCAUUCUCCUCUCAGAACACCUCAGGGCUCCCCACGCAGACAGCCCCCUGUGUACCUCACUUCCAGGAAUGUCGGCGGGCUGAUGAGACAUCCUGUGCCUGGAUGCAGUCCUGCCGUAGACACAUCCUUUCAGGGCUACAACAGCGGCCUGAGACAACCAGUGAAAAACAACAUAAGCACAACUGGAAUCCCCAAAGCGCCUCUUAACAACCAGCAAAGCCCACUCAAUUCUAACCUUAGCUCCAGCCCCAAAGAGAGGUCACCUUCUCCCAAAUGCAUGGCAAAGCCUAAAGGAGUGCGUCCCAAAAUCAUCACCUACGUGAGGAAAAAUCCUCAAGUCAGGCUCCAAGCUGCAGAUGGGCCAUAUCAGGUGUCCUCUCUGCCAUCCAGGCUUUCAGCGUAUGCACACAACCAAACAAAUUCACCCGGCUCCCUCAGAGAUGGACCUAAAGACCCCUCCAGACCUGGGGUGGAGCCCAGAGGAGCCACCGACAUGCUUUACGGGAAAUACCGCCAGGAGGCACAGACGAGUAUAUUCCCGCCAGGAAUGCUGACCAGGAGUGUUAGGCCUCCCGGACAGACACACACCCUUCCGCCGGCAUACACACACACUCCUCUGCACACACACUCACACAGCCACACAGCACCCCCGAAACUGGGCAGCAAGGCAGACAACUUCUACGGAACACUUAAUGAUAAGUACAUGCAAUCAGAGAUGGGCCGACCCUCCAGCCUCGGAGGGAACUCUGCAGAGGACCCCACGCGUCCCAAGAUGGCGGCCCAGACCGGAGGCAGCGGCAGCCUGCUGCGUUCAGGCAGGGGACUCCGACUGGGCUUAGGAGCUGUGACCAGGACGACAUCGGGUGCCAGCAAGGGCAGAGGACUGGGCCCGGGUCAGAAAACAACCCUCGUCUUCAGCCAGCCGGUUCAGGCUGUCAGCCCAGCAACCAGUCUGAGAAGUCAGGAGAAUGUUGAAGAUCAGGUUUUCACCCCUCCGCCCCCCUCAACUACACCUGCAACAACAACAACCACAGCUACAGCCCAGCCCCAGCCUCCAGCCUCCAGGUCCCUGCUUCCCAAAGCCAGCCAGGCAGGCCUGCGCCCUCCAGGCUGCGGCUCCAGCUCCGUCCGUCUCCCACCGGGGCGCCUGGCAGCUUUCGGCUUCGUCAGGAGCUCCAGUGUGUCCUCCGUCUCCUCGGCCCAAUCCGUCGACAGCACGCAGAGCGACCCCUGCAGGCCAGGUCUGAGCGUGAGCGAGGACCCGCCCCUUCACAGGGUGACCACCGCCCCCUCUUCUGGGGACCAGCAGAGGGGGGGGCCCGGCCGUGGCACCAGCCUGCAGCCCCCCUCCACACCGGCCCUGCCCAGACGCUACCUGCCCGCCCAGCAGAGGAACUCACCUGGAGUUGGGAGGAAGGACAUCCAGCGCGGCUCAGAGGUCUCCCGUUCUCUCCCCUCCUCCCCCAAGAGGCUGGCAGUGGUUCCCCCCAAACCCCAGUCUCCGGUCCAGUCUCGGCAGCGCCCAGCAGCAGCGGUCCGAGGCUCGGGCCCCCCCGGCUCCCCUCGCCGCGUUGCCCCCUUCAGGCCGCAGCAGGAACAGCAGGAGAGCCUGCAGAGGGAGAAAGAGGACGCUCAGAGAAGGGAGAAAGAGAGAGAAGCGGAAGAGAGAGAGAAAGAGGCGCAAAGGGAGGAGGUGCAGCGGCUCCAGGGACGCUGUGAGCAGCAGGAACGGCAGCUUAUAGCGCUGAGAGAGGAACUGAGGAAGACAACGUUGGGUCUGGAAGCCUUCAUCAUCACCACCCAGUGCUACUGUCUAAAGAACGAGGAUGCCGAAGAAAAGGAGAGAGAACUGCUGAUGGAAAUGCAAAGGCUCCGAGAUGAACUGGCGUUUAACUCGCUGCGAUGGGACAGACUCCAGCAGGAGAAGAUGGCGCUGGAGGUGGCCUUCGAACGAGAGCUGCAGGAGCUUCAGCUGCAGCAGGAGGCGGAGCUAGCGGCUGUGGAGGAGGGGCUUAGGAAGUGUCACUCAGCAGAGACGGAACAUCUGAGGGUGGAGCACCGCUCCGAGGUGGAGGAGCUGAGGACUCAACAGCAGGAGCAGAUGGAGGAAAUGGCAAUCAACCAACAGGCGGCGAUCCAGGAGCUACGAGACAUGCAUAACAUAACGAUGGCAACGAUGCAUGAAGAGCACGCCCGCACCAUGAGGGACUUGCGGAAGGCUCAUGAACAGCAGAAGAUCAUGUUGGAGGAGGACUUUGAGAAACACAGGCUGUGUCUCCAGGAUCAAGUGGACACCCUGACGUUUCAGAACCAGAGCCUGCGGGACAAAGCUAAGCGCUUUGAGGAGGCGCUGAGGAGGAGUACGGAUGAACAGAUAGUGGAUGCCCUGGCUCCGUACCAGCAUAUUGAGGAAGACCUUAAGAGCUUGAAGGAAGUUGUUGAAAUGAAGAACCAGCAGAUACACCAGCAGGAGAAGAAGAUAUCUGACUUGGAGAAAGUGCAGGCUCAUAAGAACGUGCUACUGGAGGAGAAGGUCCAGGUUCUACAGCAGCAGAAUGAAGAUCUGAAAGCUCGUAUUGAAAUGAACCUAGUCCUGUCCAGGCAACUCUCAGAGGAAAAUGCCAACCUCCAGGAGUCCGUGGAGAAGGAGAACACCGAAAAGAAACGUCUGAGCCGCAACAACGACGAGCUGCUGUGGCGUCUGCAGACCAGCCCUCUGAUGUCCCCCUGCUCCUCCCCGCUGCACCGCUCCUUCUCCACCUCCCCCGUCCCUUCCUCCCCCCUCUUCUCCUCCUCACCUUUGGCAGGCUGCGACUCCCCCACUCACUGCUAUAGCUGCCCCCAGCCUGGCACCCCAGCUCAUUACUCCUCCCCCUCACACAGAGCCACCGCCAAUCAAAAUCUUUCCCCGGGACCAGCCACACCCACUCGCAGAGUUCCAGCCAAUCACUGUAACUCAGAUGCUCGUUUAAACCCCUGUUAG
Messenger RNA from Lampris incognitus (smalleye Pacific opah), 4392 nucleotides. RefSeq names its product microtubule associated tumor suppressor candidate 2a (gene mtus2a). Gene Ontology annotation, molecular function: microtubule binding. Gene Ontology annotation, cellular component: cytoplasm; nucleus. The coding region runs from base 1 to 4392 and encodes 1463 amino acids. The record is from RefSeq and is a predicted model, not a curated record. NCBI's taxonomy places the organism in Eukaryota, Metazoa, Chordata, Actinopteri, Lampriformes, Lampridae. The transcript is spliced from 15 exons.